Messenger RNA from Ornithodoros turicata, 2810 nucleotides. RefSeq lists its product as uncharacterized. The transcript is spliced from 15 exons. The record is from RefSeq and is a predicted model, not a curated record. Lineage: Eukaryota; Metazoa; Arthropoda; Arachnida; Ixodida; Argasidae. Gene Ontology annotation, biological process: transmembrane transport. Bases 89 to 2761 code for a protein of 890 amino acids. Gene Ontology annotation, molecular function: transmembrane transporter activity. Gene Ontology annotation, cellular component: membrane.
AGCACGAGGAAGCAGUAGGCAUUCCAUUUGCUCCUCACAGUUACCUUCAGCUACCCUCCGCUUCUGACAAUACGAGGAACCAUCAUCGAUGGAUUCCGACACUGCAGGAGGAUCAUUAGGAGGGUACGACAAGAAGUGGCUCCUGUCUCUCGUGCUGUACCUGAUCGGAGUCAGCGUACCCACCAUGCUCCUACCCACCAUAUUACAAGACAGUGAGCCUAGCGCUGUUACGCAUUGCGCCAUCGCCAUGAUGGUCAUGUAUGCCACCAACGUGAUCCCCAUGCAAAUGACUGCCAUCCUGCCGGUCAUGUUCCUCUCCUCCGCUUCCAUGGGGCAGAAUACAAUUGCGCCGAGUUACUUUUCUGCACCCAUACUUCAAGUACUCUCAGCCAUGAUCGUUGUUGUUUCCAUGGAGUCCACCACCUUGUACUCCCGCUGCGCCUUUCAAGUAGUGCAGAUGGUGGGCGCCCGAGCUCGGUCUCUCCUCUUCAGCUUGGCGGGAAUGUCUUUCAUGGCCGCGUUGCUCUUCGAGUCCCUGUCGGGCAUGCUUGUCCUGUUCUCGGUGUGUCGGAGCAUCGUCACAGUGCUCAAGAUGGACGAAGUCCAGCGUGUGCAACGGAAGGUUCUCUUUCAGUCCGCCACACAGAACAUGCCACCGAGGCUGCGCAAGAACCUUCAGGACUAUGUGUUGUGCGAAGAAUGCGCUUUGACCGAGGUCGACGCGGUGGAGAUGCCGUGCGGCAUGAAUGAAAUGAUGUGCGACGCGCAAGAAAUGCCGUGCGAAGUGCCAGGCUCAAAGGCGCCAGAGACCGUGCCGGUUACGCCUGUUGAGGCUGUUCCUGAGAUUCAAAUCCCGCCUGUUGCCGUGCAGACUAGUAGUGGGCAGGGUGAAGGCCGUCACGACAAGCCCAAUGAACAUAGUGUGACACCACUCCACAACGAGGCACUACAGCAAAAUGAAGCACCGCGUCAAAGUGGGGCACCUCACCACAAUGAAGCACGACAGGGUGACAACGAUUUUGUAGCUUCGAGAAAACGGAAGGUUCGAGAUGGCCGAAGAAAUCAGAAGCGUGACAAGCACGCAGAAGCUGCUCCCUCAGCAUCAUCAAGUCCCAGUUCCAGUCAAAGAUCAGAUGCGGUGCGUGCGAAACUUGAUGCCGCUGCAGACGGGACUCCAUCAAAGAAGCGUCGGGAAGGAAACAAGGUGAAGGCGGAGAAGCGCGUUGGAGAGAUAGAUCCUCCACCACGUAAGCCAUCCUCGGCGAUGUCUCCCAGGGAAAAAGCACCGGCGGUUCCCGGUCUGAAACCAGCUCUGGUUCAGACAAAGUCGAACGUCACUGGUCCAGUCGAGGUCCAGUGGUGUGUCCCGCCGACAGAGACUCACUCAGAAAGUAAGCAAGAGAGACGCGCAGCAAAGAGUGAGAGGUCUACGCCUUCAAGCCCUAGCUCUCCAGUUCGUAGCGGAUGCGCUACUCCACUAGAGGAGGUUGCGAGCCUAUUUACGGCGGCAGAGACGAUGCUUCCUUCGUCGUUUGAAUCACUGGGGGGAAGAUCGAAACGAAAGACUUGCAUCUCAUUUGAUAUCAGCACGGCACCGUCCCCGACGCGCAAGAAACGCCCUCCAUCGCGACACUGUCCAGAGUUUCUCGAGACUUACGUGAAGGAAAGCGAAGUUUUGAACAGCAUUGUAUCGUGGAAACCUUCCCGCUACGUCAUCAUUCAGGGUCACCUCAUGUACGGCAUAGUUCUCCUCAAUGUUGCUGUUUCAAUUAUUCUCACGAGUCCUUCCAACACUUUCUUCUUCGAGUAUGCAAAUCGAACAUUCAAGGGAUCUGGUAUCCACCGUGCGAAAUGGCUGCUGUUGUCUGUCCCUACUGCCCUGUCAGCCAUGGCUGCGGCCGUGCCCUGUCUGGAUCGUCAGUUUCUAUCCAAUUUUGACACGAAGCCAGGGCCAGAAGCAGAGAAAGAGAUCCGCGACAUUAUUGCUGACAACGUCGACAUUAUGGGGAAGAUCAAGGGACAGGAGAAGAUACCUCUGGCCUGCUUCGCAAUAUGGCUUCUACGCAUCAGUACCAUCUGGCGUCUUGUGACGGGGGAAUCGAUGUUGCAUUUACCGAUCGACUUCACGAUCGUCGUUAUGUUGUUCCUUGUGCCAGCGUCUGCGAAUGAAGUCAACGAAGAGACUGCGACUAAGAUCAUAUGCAAAUUGCCGUGGGGCACCAUCAUCCUGGCCGGUGGUAUCUCCGGAUUGAAGGCUGGAUGGAGGGAAUUCGUAGCCAGCUACCAGGCGGGUGAGCCACAGUCCACUCUAAUGAGGGAAUUCCUGCGGACGUGCUUCGCCGGUUCCAGCCCCCUGCUCGCGCAGCUCUUCCUGAUUUGCACCUCUUCUAUUUUCACGGAAUUCUUGAGCAGCUUUGGAACUGUCUCCUUUCUGCUACCUGUUGUCACUGAUCUGGCGCGCGAUAUCCCCUGUCACCCGAUGUACCUGGAAGUUCCAUUGACGCUGGCGGCAUCGACGACUCUAAUUCUACCGACGUCCAGCAUAGCUAUGGCACUUCUCUACGACAGCGACUCCAUUGGGCUCUCGCAAACGGUGGUGCCAGGUCUUAUCAUAAAGGCAACGACGGCGGUGGUCAUCGCCUUAACCACCAACCUUAUUGGAGGGUUCCUCUUCCAGUGGAAUCAUCCCAUAGAAAAUAACGCAACAACGUUUGAAAACAAUACUUCACUGCUGGACUCCACUGCGCCUCGCCAUAUGUAAUCCGAUUUCAUUUAUUGUGUCGACGAAUAUUUUAAGGUGCGAAACAUGA